AUGCCCCGCGCCUCCACCCGUUGCCGUAGCGACGGGAACGCACGGUUGCUACGCAGCCCCGCAGCGCCCCCUACCGGCGCGGCGCCUGCCCACCGUAAGACGGGCGGGAGGAGCGGUACCGCCCGGCGGCUCCAUCAGCGGCUCUGGUACCGGGGACGCUGCAAGGGAACAAGGAGGAAACAGCUAAGAGCCCCCGCGGCUCCCUGCCACUUCACUGCAACACCAGAUGCCACCCGAGCGCUGUCCGUUGCCUCCAACCGGACUCAGACUUCUCAGCAUACCCAGGGAAGCAGCUUCCGAGGUUCUUCUCUGGCCGUGGCUGUGCUGCAGCGCUUUGCCGCUGUCAGAGGCUCGGGCACCGGCUCAGCAGCCGCUCACAUCCAGCACCCGCUUUCCGGGCUCUCCCGCCGACCACCGCCAGGACCGGUCACAUCCUCCCACCUCCUAUCCAGCCCGGAGCUCCGGGAGCGGGUGCAGCCAUUCAUUGCCCGGCCCCGACAGCAUUUCGGAAGGAAGGCAGGCGCCCGCCGCCCGGCUCGGAUCUCCUCCUUCUCCAGGCCGGGCCGGCUCCCCUCACGCCGCUGCCCUCUCCGCUGCUCCCCGUUCUGUGGAGCUUCCCCUCGGCGACGGUUUACAAGAUCGCGGGAGCCUCCUCCCGCCUCGGCUCUCACCGCCCCUGGGCUCACCCUCCCUCACGGCGGCCCCACACGAGGCAGAUCGCGGCUGCCGCCCUUCGCUACCGGGCGCACCGGAGCGGCUCCUGACCAUGGCGGAGGUCACUGCAGCACCAACAACGCCCUCGACCCCGGCUCACCGGAGCCGCCGCCGCUGCCCCGUAAUGGCGACGAGUCGCCCGCAGCACUGCCCGGGACCCGGAUGGAGCCCUUCCCGGACGGACCCGCGGGAACCACGGGACUCGUAGUCCCCGCCCGCCGCCAAGCACGCCGGGACCUGCAGUCCCCGGGACCGCUCCCUCCUCCCCCGAGCUCCGCACCAGCCCCACCCGCUCCAAGCUCCCGCCCCGCCACCCAGCCCCGCCCGGCCGGCACAAAGGGCUCGGGACCAACCCCGACCCCUCCGGCAGCGCUCCCCAGCACCCAGCCCCGCACCGCCAUGCGGGACGAGGCACCCGCCGGCACAGCGGCACCGAGCGGCCAGAGAGAACGAGCGGGCGGCCCAGACCCAUCGCGUCCUUUAUUCUCCACAGCGGCUCUCCAAGGGGCAGCAGCAGAACAGAAACAGCUCAGGCUUUGCGGUAGUACAUCCAGCAACAAAACAGGGGGAAAAUUAUAA
Calypte anna (Anna's hummingbird) is the source of this 1293-nucleotide messenger RNA. RefSeq names its product basic proline-rich protein-like. The record is from RefSeq and is a predicted model, not a curated record. The transcript is spliced from 2 exons. The coding region runs from base 1 to 1293 and encodes 430 amino acids. Lineage: Eukaryota; Metazoa; Chordata; Aves; Apodiformes; Trochilidae.